UAUAUUUAUUCGCAUAAAUGGAGUUGUGAAAUGUGAUUGUUAUGUUUUUGCAUGGUUUUAUUCUCAGUUAUAUUGUUUAUUAUAUCGUCUCGAUGAUUAACUAGUAGAUAACUCACAAAUUUAUUACAACUGUAAUUCACUAUUUGUUGUUGUCAUAAAUAUGGCGAUUGUUCGUAUGGGAUACAGACCCGAUAGGCGGGAGGAAGAAAUAGACUGCAGUGCAAAUUACGGGGGUUGUAAUCAAAUAAAAAGUUUGUUUGAGUUCAAACUUUACUGAUUGAAGAAUGCUUUAUUUUGCAGGUACUGCUAUAAGAAAAACAUGAGUGAAAAAAGUUCUGCUGAAGAAAAGGAGCUUGAAGAUAAAGUAGAAGAUGGGUUAGAUAUAGAAGAUUCUUUACUUGAACCAGCAAUACAGUUAUCGACAGAUGAUAAUGGAUUAGAACAAACUGAAGAUUCUUUACUUGAACCAGCAAUACAGUUAUCAACAGAUGAUAAUGGAUCAGAACAAACUGAAGAUCAAUUUUUUCCAUUUGAUAAUUUGUCUGUUGAGAUCAAUGAAGGUGAGGAAGAAAACACAUCAUCCAAAGAAUCUAGUGAACAGCAAAGCACAAUAUUUGAGGAAAAUAGUUUUAAUGAAUCAGUAGAAAAUGGACAAGAGUUGAGUAAUGGUAUAUACAAUUCUAAUACAAUUGAAAAUGCUGUUGCGGAUUCUACUGUUCCUGAGUCAAAUGAAUCUUCACGAGAGGCCACAUUUGAGGAACGUAAUGUGAUAAAAACAGAAGAAUCUGAAGAAUAUCCAGCUACAAAUUUAUCAGAUUAUUUAUUUUCUGAAACUUCUAUGAAUUAUGAUGAAGGCUCAAAUUCCGCUUCAGAAGAAACAAAAGAAGAGACUAAGAAAUAUCAAUUGUACAGAUUUGGAAAAAUUAUGAAAAAUGUACAGAUGGCUGAAUAUGAAACUCUUCAAGUUCUUUAUCAGCUUUUAUAUCAAAGAAGUGCAUGGGAUACUCAAGAAAUUCUAAAGCAGAGGAUUUUGGAAUUUUCUGGGUUUAAUUUCAAUAAUAGUAGUGAAGAGUAUUUUAAUCGAGAUAUGAUGCUCAAAACGCAACCUAAUGAAGUUCUGGUCAAAAUAGGGCAUGUACUCGGUCUUGAUCAAAUUCGAAGCAUGUAUGGCGGGGGAGAUAAUGCUAGGCUUGAUCUCAUUUCUGCUAUUAUGCAAUUUCUUACUACAAUGAAGUCUUUGAAUUCUAGAAGCAGAAGAAGAGGUCCAUAUGUAAAAUCUGGAAUGGUCUCUAUUGAUAUUGCCCCAAAAAAUCUUCAAACAAAAUGUGGAUGUCUGAAUAGGUGUCUUCAAAAAGUCACUAAAGCACAGAGAGCUGCUUUAUUAGAAUAUUUAAAGGAAUUGGAAGAAAAACAAUUAUUAGAUAGUUACAUAUAUAAUUUAAUUGAAGCUAAAAAAAAUGUAAGAAGGCCAGGAGAGGAAAAACAAAAAUACAGAGAAAUAAAAUAUGAAUACAAGGCAAAAUUCGGUCCGAAAGAAUUCACUGUGUGCAAAGGGGGUUUUGCAGUUUUUCAUGGACUUAAGCAGAGCAAAUUAUUGCAAAUACAAAAUAACAUAAAAAAUGAAACCGGUUUUCCUGCCAAAAUUGAUAUGAAAGAUUUCCCAUUAUUUAAUGUUCCUGAAAGCCACAGAAGAAGUAACCCUAGAACUGACACAGCAGCUAUUUACACACCUGAAGAAUCCAGUUCAAGGCGAAAUUCUGCUCAAUCAGAGGAUGAAUUAAAAGAAAUGACUAACAAAGUUGUUCCCAAACUUAUUGUAGAGAAACUUCAAACAAAUGAUGCUGAAAAUAACAAAUACAAAGUGGUUUCCCAGGUAUUUAAACGUAAAUCGUGGGAAAAAGAGGAUAUGUUAAAUGCUAUGACUUGUGUAAAACAAGGAGAAGCAGGAUGUGGAGUUGCGAGUAAAAAGUUUAAUGUUCCUAGGUCAACUUUGAAACGAUAUAUGUCAGACUAUUAUGAAUCAGACUCCACAAUUGAAGAAUUUCUUGAUGCAAAAUUGGGCCUUAGCCCAUAUGUACAAAAGUCACCAAAAGACGUACCCAAAAAUAUUUCAAAAACUCCACAAGCACCAAAGCCUGAACUGGAUGAUAUAUAUAAGAUAAGUUCGAUUGAAGAAGAAGAGGCAGCAAGUGAAAAGACAAAAUUAAAGGAAUUUCCUCUAGUUGUAACUGCACUAAACAAUGCUUCCAAGGAAUUGUUAAUUGACGUUCAUUUUCUCUUAUUUUUGGAUAGUGCAGAUGAUGAGGAAAUAAAAAAUAACAUUUUGGACUUCAAUGGCUUUACAUUUGAUACAGAUACUGAAGAAUAUGAUGAAAGAAAUGAAUUUUUGCAAAGGAUGUCAUUUAAAAUUGUGAGUGAUGUGGCUCGAUCGUUUUCUUUAGAAAUAUUGAAUUCUAAAGAGGAAACUAUCAAAAAUAUAUUAGGAUUUCUGCAAAAGCCGGCUGAAAGUUAUCUUAGAAUUUCAAGCAAUGUACCUUUAAGCUUGUCUGAUGUAGAAUUGGAUGAUAUUGAUGGCUUUUCAGAUUCUGAUGAAUCCAUUACUUGUGAAGUAGUUGAGAAAAAGGUUGAAUGCAUUGACUUGAUAUCAUCUGGAGAAGACAGUGAUGAUGAGAAGCCUAACAAAGUAAGAUCACCUAAGAAAGCUGUAGUUCCAAAUCCGAAACAACCUAGUACUCAACCUACUCCAACUUCAUCUUUGUCUACACCAGCACCAUCUAAACCAUCCCCAUCAAUUCCAUCCCCAUCAAUUCCUUCCCCAUCAGUUGCAUCAGUAGUUACAAACAUUCCUUCAGCUGCUCCCACUCAGUCUAUGGAUACUGAUUCUUCAUCCGAUUCGCAGUCUGGAAAUCGAACUUUAAGAAACUUCGAAACAAUUUGCAAAAUAGUAAACACUCAUCCUCAUGAAUAUCUUGUUGAUAUUUUUGAUCUCCUCUACUUAAAGAAACAUGAACCUAGCACUCUACGUAAAGAUAUUCUUGACUUUAGUGGAUUUACAUUUGAAAAAGGUUCGGCAGAAUAUGUAAAACGGAAACAAUUAUUGGAUCGUAUGCUAUACAAUUCUGUUCGACGAAUAUACAACACUUUGAUCCACAAUACUACUGAAGUAAAGGUAUUUUCAAAGCCAACCAUGAUUGCUGAAAUAUUUCAGUUCCUCUUCAAGCUACCUGAUCAUGAUACAAGUGUCCGGCCAGCCCCAUCAACCAAGCCUGCUGCGAAACCUGUUGUACCAGCUGUAGGAAAAAGUGCACCAGUUGGCAUUGCUCCACCACCUGGUAUUCCUGCAAUAAAUCAAAAUGGAAAACUGAGUGACCUUAAACGAGUGUUCCAAAGAGUUGCUUGUUUUCCUUGUGAAUAUCUGAUCGAUGUCCAUAAACUACUGUUCAUGACUGACUGUGAUCCAAAAGUUAUUCGACAAAAUAUAUUUGCUUUUAAAGGAUUUAAAUUUGGCCCGGAGUCACAGGAAUUUCAGCAAAGAAAAAUGUACUUAGAAUACUUAACAUUCCAUAGUCUAAGAAAAAUAUCUAGUGUUCUUACAACUAGAUCAGUAGAUCUUAGAAAUUCUACUAAGCAUGAGCUUGCAACUCAUUUAACUCAAGUGCUGGCAGAAUAUUGCAAUACUUUUACAGACGCAGAAGUACCUGAAAUAAAUGCAACUAAUCAAACAACUCCAUCUUCCACAGUGACUUCUAGUUCUUCAAAAGCAGUGGAAUCUAUUGUUGUCACUCCUACUCUUGAUCCAUCUUUAGCAAAUCCACCAGCUGAAACUCCAACUUCAUCCACAGUUCAAAGCAAAUCAACUCCCUCAGGACAGAAAUCAGCUCCAUCUAAAUCUAAAAAUGUAACUCCAUCAAAAACUCAGCCAGCUGCCUCUCCUUUACCAAUAUCCAUUGUAGACGCCCGUUCUGUACCUCAAACUAAACGGAAAAGAAAAAGCAAUACUGUAUCAAAAAUAAUAACUGAGAAAUCACAGCCUGAUCUCAAUCAAUUUGCUGACAUCAACUUGCCUGAAGUUGAAAAGUAUCGUCAACUGUAUGGACAGAGUAUAUAUAAUCCCAAUCUUCCCACAAUAACUGGAAUUACUACAUUCAGUGCAACUGGUAUUCCUCAAACAUUUCCAAUGGCUCAGCCUAUGUCAUUCCCCAUUAUGCAGGUCCAGCCUAGUCAAGUAAUAGGAGUACCGGUUAUUAGUCAAGUGCAAAGCACUCCAGGUGAAGUUAUAGUUCCAGGAGAGAAUGCUUCUACGGAUGAGGAUCGUCCCUCAAAAAAGCAAAAGGCUUCAGAAAAAUCUGAAAAAAGAGGUGAUGCUAAUGACGAUGAAGAAGACUGUGAUAAGCCAUUAGCUUCAUUGAUUGGACACCCUAUUGAUAGUGUUUUAGAAAAAAACAUUUCAGAUAUUGUUGAGCAAACUGAUUUGCAAGAUAUAACAAUAAAUAAAGUUAUACAAAAAAUUUACAGUAUGUACCCAAAGUUUGAUUUGUCUUAUCGCAAGGAGUUUAUCAAAUCGACUGUUAGAAAUCUUUUGUAUAAAUUGGGAGAAAAAAAUAACUCAAAUGUUCCAAGUGGAGAUCGCAAUACCAACAGCCCUGAUUGUUCUGUUACAACAACAGAUAUCCAAGAUAAUAGCAUGGAUGAAUCUUCUGAAGCUAGUGCAAAAUCUUGAUGCAUAUCAGUCUCACAAUUCAUAUGUAAAUGAACUUUUCAUUUCCUUCAUCUUCCUCUUAAACUAGCUACUAUUCCGACUGAUGAACUUUUUUUUUUUUUACUUAUAUAAGUGUUACAGCACAAAUUUCUAUGUUACAACCAUGGUCAUUUCUCAUUAAUUUAAAGGAAGAAACAGAGAAUAUUGUAUAUCUAUAUAUAUAUAUAAGUUGAAUAUGAAAUUAAAAACAUUUUAAUAAAAAAUUAAGUUGGUUUCAUUAUA
Molecule: messenger RNA, 4981 nt
Organism: Parasteatoda tepidariorum (common house spider)
Lineage: Eukaryota; Metazoa; Arthropoda; Arachnida; Araneae; Theridiidae
Source: RefSeq, a predicted model, not a curated record